Messenger RNA from Cyanidioschyzon merolae strain 10D, 705 nucleotides. RefSeq lists its product as hypothetical. The record is from RefSeq and is a predicted model, not a curated record. The transcript has a single exon. The coding region runs from base 1 to 705 and encodes 234 amino acids. Lineage: Eukaryota; Rhodophyta; Bangiophyceae; Cyanidiales; Cyanidiaceae.
AUGGCCGACGACGGUCACUUCCACCAACAUCACGGGGCAGAAGGACACAGUGGGUGCGGCUGCAGCACGCACGGUACCGAUGGUCACGCUCCGCCGCCCCCGACGGAGGAGGAAGCGCGUUCACUGCUUCAGCAGUCGAACCUCUACCCUUAUAUAGACUUGAGCCGGGUGACGGCGCUAAACGACGGCGGUGCUGCUUCGCGCGCUCUCGUUCCGUACCACCAGCGCAGACCAGGUGAGACCUACCUCUGCCGUAGCGUUGCCGACCAGCAGCUGAUUAUCGUCGUGCCGUUUUCGGUGACGGUCAAGAUCACACACAUCGGUGUCACUGGACCAGCCGCGGAGGAGGCUCGCUGGCCCGCCACCAUGCGCGCUUACGUGAAUCGAGACGAUGUGGACUUUGCAACGGUCGAGCAGAUGGCGUGCACUCAGAGCUGGGAAUUGGCUGGACCCCAUCGACCAGAGGUGGAACCACUUUACGCAACACGACCAGCAAAGUUCCAGAAUGUUCAGCGUGUGACGUUGUUCUUCCCGGGGAACCUCAGCGGGGACGACGGGAGCACCGCGAUUGAGCACAUCGGCUUUUACGGCAAGGCCACUGGCUAUCGGAGAGCACCAGUGGCUGCGGUCUACGAGGCGCGUCCACUAGCGACGGAUUCCCGUUCGCGUGUCGAAGUGAACCAUGCCUCCCAGUACGGUCUGUGA